AUGAUGCAGUUGAUCACGUCCGUCUUUGUCUUGACUAUUGGCAUUCAGCUCAGUCUAUCUACACCAGUUUCUAAAUAUAUUGGUGGGUCUCAAGCUCGGUGUAGACUUGCUAAAGACCCGGGUCCAUGUAAAGCUGCUAUUCGUCGCUACUACUUUGACAGCAAGCAGCAGAAAUGUCUCCAGUUUACGUAUGGUGGCUGCAAAGGAAAUGCCAACAAUUUUAAGAGUCUUGAAGAGUGCAGCAGAGCAUGUUGCAAGACUAGGACUGGUGUUGUUCCUGUUGGUACACAAUUUCAAAAGAGUGAUUGUGAGACAUGCACGUGUGUCUGGGACUCCAGGCUGAGAAAAGUGCGUGAGAUCUGUGCUGUAGCGUCUUGUGCUCAUCCACCAUGUACAUAUCCUGUAAAAGUAAAGGGCCAGUGCUGUCCUGUCUGCCCUCGAGUUUGUGAGCCAAAUCCGUGCAGAAAUGGACUUUGUGUUCAAGAUCGCAGUCGAGAUGGAUUUCAUUGUGAUUGCCAGGCUGGUUAUACCGGUCGUCUUUGCAAUAUUGACAUUGACGAAUGUGCAUCCUACCCUUGCCAGAAUGGUGGCAGAUGUGUUGAUCGUGUGAAUGGGUUUGAGUGCAGAUGUGCAGACGGUUUUGAAGGGUCGUUGUGCCAGACCAACAUUGAUGAGUGUGCAUCUGAUCCAUGCCAGAACGAUGGUACAUGUGUAGAUCAGGUCGACAGUUUCAUGUGCCGAUGCCAGGAAGGUUAUGUUGGUGAUGUGUGUGAAUUGAACAUCGAUGAGUGUGAAUCUAAUCCUUGUCGUAAUGGAGGGACAUGCUUGGAUCGUAUUGCUGGUUUCGUGUGUGAAUGUGCUGAUGGAUAUGAGGGAGAUCUCUGUGAAGAUGAGACAAACGAAUGCGAAUCCGAUCCAUGCCAGAAUGGAGCGACUUGUGUUGAUGGUCUAGAUGGAUUUUCGUGUGAUUGUGCUGAAGGCUAUGAGGGUGAUUUGUGUGAACAAGAUAUCAAUGAAUGUGCUUCUGAUCCAUGUGAGAACGGUGGUGUGUGCAAUGAUCAGGUGAAUGGCUUUACCUGUGAUUGUCAAGCAGGUUAUGAUGGUGAAACGUGUGAAAACAAUAUUAAUGAGUGUGAGUCUAACCCUUGCCAAAACGGAGGCCAAUGCAUCGACCAGAUUGCACAAUUCGAAUGUGACUGCGACGAUGGAUAUGAGGGAGAUGUGUGUGACCAAGAUAUUAAUGAAUGUGCCUCUGAUCCGUGUGAAAAUGGUGGAACAUGUGUGGAUGGAGUAAAUAGUUUUGAAUGCCAGUGUGUGCUGGGAUAUGAAGGAGACGUGUGUGAAGAAAAUAUUGAUGACUGUGAUCCCAAUCCCUGCCAGAAUGGAGGUGUGUGCAAUGAUCAGGUGAACGGCUUCACCUGUGAUUGUCAAGCUGGUUAUGAUGGUGACAGGUGUGAAAAUAACAUUAAUGAGUGUGAGUCAAACCCGUGUCAGAAUGAAGGUGAAUGCAUUGAUCAGAUUGCUCGAUUUGAAUGCAACUGUGCUGAAGGAUAUGAGGGAGACGUGUGUGACCAGAAUAUUGAUGAAUGUGCUUCUGAUCCAUGUGAAAACGAUGGUACAUGUGUGGAUCAAGUCAAUGGUUUUGAGUGCCAAUGUGCUCCUGGAUAUGAAGGCGAACAGUGUGAAGAAGACAUUAAUGACUGUGAUCCCAAUCCAUGCCAAAACGCUGGUGUGUGCAAUGAUCAGGUAAACGGCUUUACCUGUGAUUGUCAAGCUGGUUAUGAUGGUGACGUGUGUGAAAAUAACAUUGAUGAGUGUGAGUCAAACCCGUGUCAGAAUGGAGGUGAAUGCAUCGACCAGAUUGCUCGAUUUGAAUGCAACUGUGCUGACGGAUAUGAGGGAGACGUGUGUGAUCAGAAUAUUGACGAAUGUGCUUCUGAUCCAUGUGAGAACGGUGGUACAUGUGUGGACCAAGUGAAUGGCUUCGAGUGCCAGUGUGCUCUUGGCUAUGAAGGUGAACAGUGUGAAGAAGGUAUGAAAAUCAAUCCUGGCCAACUGAAGCAGAUUUUUAAUAAAAGAGUGUAUUUUUUCAUGUGUGUAGACAUUAACGACUGUGAUCCCAAUCCAUGCCAAAAUGGUGGUGUAUGCAAUGAUCAGGUAAACGGCUUUACCUGUGAUUGUCAAGCUGGUUAUGAUGGUGACGUCUGUGAAAACAACAUUGAUGAGUGUGAAUCAAACCCGUGUCAGAAUGGAGGUGAAUGCAUCGACCAGAUUGCUCGAUUUGAAUGCAACUGUGCUGACGGAUAUGAGGGAGACGUGUGUGACCAGAAUAUUGAUGAAUGUGCUUCUGAUCCAUGUGAGAACGGUGGUACAUGUGUGGACCAAGUGAAUGGCUUCGAGUGCCAAUGUGCUCCUGGAUAUGAGGGCGAACAGUGUGAAGAAGACAUCAAUGACUGUGAUCCCAAUCCCUGCCAGAACGGUGGUAUGUGCAAUGACCAGGUGAACGGCUUUACCUGUGACUGUCAAGCAGGUUAUGAUGGUGACGUGUGUGAAAAUAAUAUCAAUGAGUGUGAGUCAGACCCGUGUCAAAAUGGAGGUGAAUGCAUCGACCAGAUUGCCCGAUUUGAAUGCAACUGUGCUGAUGGAUAUGAGGGAGACGUGUGUGACCAAAAUAUCGACGAAUGUGCUUCUGAUCCAUGCGAGAACGAUGGUACAUGUGUGGACCAAGUGAAUGGCUUCGAGUGCCAGUGCGCUCCUGGCUAUGAGGGCGAACAGUGCGAACAAAAUACUGACGACUGCGAUCCUAAUCCAUGUCAGAACAAUGGCCAAUGUGUUGACCUAGUGAACGGAUUCGAGUGCGAGUGUGCACCCGGUUACGAUGGAGAUCGAUGUCAAAACAAUGUGGACGAGUGUGCCUCCGAUCCUUGUAUGAACGACGGCACUUGCAUCGAUCAGAUCAACAGUUUCCGGUGUCAGUGCAAGAAAGGAUUCGGUGGUCGUGUUUGUGAAAAAGUGGUCGAUCCUUGCUGGGUGAACAACCCGUGCAAGAACAAUGGCAAGUGCGUCAACGCUGGCAACAAGGCCGUGUGCCGAUGUCGACCCGAAUUCACUGGACAAUAUUGUGAGACUAAAAUCGUGAAAAAUCCGUGCGACGAUCAUCGUUGCGGUCAGUACGAGGUGUGCAAGGUGUACAAGGGAAAGGGUUAUUGCACAGGAUCGUGUGAAAGGAAUGGCCUUGGCAAGUGCAACAGUUACCAGCGAUGCCAACUGAAGCCGGUUUAUUGUGCUUACAAGCCGUGCCAGCAGAAGGUCUAUUGUGUCUACUGAGCUGUACGUCACACGAAGAUUCGAUGAAAGGUUUUUGCUCUGUUUGUUGCUGAUGUGGAUUCUAGAGGUUUUUGUGGUGUAUCUGGUCAUGUGAUCAAUAAAUGUAUGUUUCUGUCUUGAUAUUUGUCUAUUGGGUAUCGUACAUAGAUGUUAUACUGAUACAUAUCAACGUGUGCGUGCACACACACACAUGCACACACGCACACCACACACACAUGCACACACACACAUGCACACACGCACACCACACACACAUGCACACAC
Messenger RNA from Corticium candelabrum, 3591 nucleotides. RefSeq names its product fibropellin-1-like. Gene Ontology annotation, molecular function: serine-type endopeptidase inhibitor activity; Notch binding; calcium ion binding. Gene Ontology annotation, biological process: Notch signaling pathway. The transcript has 26 exons. The coding region runs from base 1 to 3327 and encodes 1108 amino acids. Lineage: Eukaryota; Metazoa; Porifera; Homoscleromorpha; Homosclerophorida; Plakinidae. The record is from RefSeq and is a predicted model, not a curated record.